UCUGCUUGUUUAAACUAUAUGUUUUCUUUUUCUGGACAUCUUAAUUGGUUCAUGUUUAAGCUACGGUGUGAACUUAAUUAAUUUGUGUUGGGAAAACAUGGUGAAACCAAACAUUUCCAUACAGUCUACCAAGUGUACCAAGUAUACUUUCAGUAUCAUUGAUAUAUGUAUCUGAAAUGAGCUGAUUGUUCAGCGUCUCCUCUUAUCUUCGCCCAUAUCUUGUCUUGAAUGAGCUCCGCGUUACUCAUUGCGCACUUGUUGUGUGGCAUCUGGAGAAUCCUGCCCGAGGGCGUAUUGCUGAAACCUGCCUCACAAUCUGCUUUUGUUUUUUAUAGUCGAGUUUCAGGUACUAAAUCGUCGCCUGUUGAUCGUUCAGAGGCUGAAAAUCAGACUGGAGUUGACUCGACUGAAGGAGAAGGGCGAUAUUGAACAGGAAUAAUGUGAGCAGGAAACGCGAACUGAUUUUCUUCACUUGCUGUUUGACCUCAGCUGUAAAUCUCCAGUUUUACUGCCGUCAGGGGCUGUGCUGACAGCCUUAUCUCGUGUCACACAAGUCCAAGGGUUUUUCAUUUCUUCUAUCGAUCACAGUAUGGAUGUAUAACUCUUCAGCUCAUUCCCAAAAUGCUGAAAUGAACUGGAUUUACGCACUUCAUCUCUAGCUGCUUAUAUACUGGAUUGAUGAACAACUUUCGCGAUGGGAGACGUCAGAGAGCGGAUUAUAACGUGCUGUCAGAGCGUUUUCCAGUGUUUUAGAGACCCGGACACUAGCCCCUCACCGGACACCGGGAAGAGGCACAUUGAGGUGAUUACAAAUGAGUUCGCGAAGCCGCAGAACCGAGAGCUGCCGCCGACGCCGGUGCUCUAUGUGGCGCUUUAUGACUACACCGCGCGCACGGACGACGAUUUGAGCUUUAAUGCCGGGGAUAAACUGGAGCCCAUCACCAAAGGAGAGGACUGGUGGUUCUCCAAGGCAAUAACCGGCAUCUCCGCCAACAAAAAGGGCUACAUUCCGGCGAACUAUGUGGCGCCCGUGGAGAGCCUGGAUGCUGAACCAUGGUAUUUUCCAGAAACAAAGCGCUCGGAUGCCGAGAAGAUGUUGAUUUCUCAAGAGAACAAGAAGGGAGCUUUUCUAAUCAGGAACUGUGAAAGUCAGCCCGGGGAGCUGUCACUCUCAGUGCGGGACGAUGUAAAAGUCAAGCAUUACAAGAUCAGAAAGCUGGAUAAUGGCGGAUACUACUUGUCAACGGCACGUAAUUUUCCCACGCUGAGGGAACUGGUGGAGCACUACUCCAAACACGAAGAUGGCCUCUGCGUCCGUCUGGCAGAACCCUGUAAAAAAUCAGUGGCUCCAGAGACGCAUGGUCUAUCCUAUAACACUGUGGAUCAAUGGGAGAUCGAGCGUUCCUCUGUGAAGCUCCUGAAGCAGCUGGGAGCAGGGCAGUUUGGCGAGGUGUUUGAAGGCUUAUGGAAUGACACCACACCGGUCGCUGUCAAAACACUCAAACCAGGAAAUAUGGACCCCAAAGACUUCCUACGGGAAGCUCAGAUCAUGAAGAAGCUCCGUCACUCCAAACUCAUCCAGUUGUAUGCGGUCUGCACUCUGGAGGAGCCCAUAUACAUCAUCACAGAGCUCAUGAGCAACGGAAGUCUACUGGAGUAUCUGCAGAAUGACCGAGGUGCAACCCUCCGCAUGUCUGAUCAGAUUGACAUGGGAGCCCAGGUGGCCUCAGGCAUGGCUUACCUGGAACUGCAGAACUACAUCCACAGGGAUCUCGCGGCUCGCAAUGUUCUAGUGGGGGAUAACAAUGUGUGUAAGGUGGCGGACUUCGGCCUGGCACGAGUAUUUCAGAUGGACAAUGAGGAUAAUGUUUACGAGGCCAAAGAAGGAACCAAGUUUCCGGUGAAAUGGACUGCUCCCGAGGCCAUCAACGAGAACAAGUUCACCAUCAAAUCUGACGUCUGGUCUUUUGGAAUCCUACUGUAUGAAAUUGUGACGUUUGGACAGACGCCUUACCCAACCAUGACCAACUUUCAGGUGGUGCAGCAGCUGCCCAAAGGCUACCGGAUGUCCUCUCCUCCAAACUGCCACAAAUGUUUGUAUGACAUCAUGCUGGAUUGCUGGAAGGACGUCCCCGCGGACAGACCCACCUUCGAAACGCUGCAGUGGAAACUGGAGGACUUCUUCGAUAUGGACAUCACCUCUUACGAUGACGCAAACCGCUUCGCCAAAUAAAAACAGCGUGAUUAACUGCAGAUGAGCCCUGUGAGGACAUUUUAGUGUGACGCAAACCUAGUGCUAUAAUGUAUAUAAUAUACUCAGUGUAUUUAACAUUGAGCGUUGACUUAUGUAAAAAACUGUAUUAGUUAAAGCUGAAUCAUCUAAUCGAUUGAAUGUGAAAAUACUUCUGGCAUCUGAGCCGAUAGCCUAGUGUUUACACCUGGUCAUUUAAAGGGGAGCUAUUUUGCAAAAAUGUGUGUCAUGUGUGUCAGCAGUGUGUGAAUAUAUCCAGCACCUAAUGGUAAACAUAUGUUAACAGUGUUUGUUUAUAAUCAGACUUGACUAAAUCAGUCUGCAGAAACACUUUGAUUGACAUUCUCCGUUUGUACGUGUCAUCAGAGGGGGAAAGCCCCGCCCACUAGUCACCAUCUCUCCCUCAUUAGCAUAGGACACUUGUUUUUGAAUCUGCUACAAUGCUGAAACACAAGCAUUUGUAGCUCCGCCCUCUUCUGAAAAGAGCACAAUCUCAUUUGCAUUUAAAGCAACAGUCACCAAAACAAAACAACCACGUGACAGAGAUGUUGGUUUUGUUAUUUAUAUAUGUAUAUACACAGUUGGGUCCAUAAAUAUUGGUAAAUCGACACAAUUCUGACAUUUUUGGCUCGAUACACCAACACAAUGGAUUUGAAAUUAAGUGCAGACUGUCAGCUUUAAUUUGAGGGUAUUUACAUUCAAAUCAGGUGAACGCUGUAGGAAUUACAACAGUUUGCAUAUGUGCCUCCCACUUGUUAAGGGACCAAAAGUAAUUGGACAGAAUAAUAAUCAUAAAAUAAACGUUCACUAUUUUAAUACUUGGUUGCAAAUCCUUUGCAGUCAAUUACUUUGAAGUCUGGAACGCAGAGACAUCAGCAGAUGCUGGGUUCAUCCCUGCCAGGCGUCUACUGUGACUCUCUUCAGUUCCAGCGUGUUCUUGGGGCAUUUUCCCUUAUAAAUAUUUAUGAUGAUAUUCAAUUAAAUUAGAAUGUUGGAUUAAUAUGAAAUGGCAGCAUUAAAAACAGAGGCAUCACACACCUGUAGCCUAGAAAAAGAAACCAUUUCAUUUGUUUUUGGGGAGUAGGUUAGUGAGCCUUAUUGUCUUGCACAUGUCGGAAAACGCUAGAUGUUUCUUUCAGCCUGUAAUGAUGGUAAUCGUGCGCAAGUGUGCUUGUGACGAUGUUUGUGAAGCACAAAUCCUCCAGUAGCCUACAUAAAGUACAUAAAAAUUUAAAUAAAAUACACACUAUCUGAUGCAUAACCUAGUCAAAUUUGCUUAUAGUGUGCGAUUUGAGACCAGAAUCAUAUCCGUUUAGUGGAGACGCAUUCAUGUGGGCAAAUGUACAGGGUUCUCAUAAACCAGAUAGCUAUAAAGUGACUUUUAUCAUCUCAAGAGCACCAAAUUUGGUGAAAAUCAGACCAAUGGUCUAGGAGGAGUUCAAAACCAAAUCAAAAUUGCGGAUUGGAAAUUUAGCAAAUUAUGGAAAAUUUGAUAUCAAUGUAUGUGGAAUUAUCCAAGGAAUAUAUCAACACCGGAUGUUUCCCAGAGAUGGGUUGCAGCUGGAAGGGCAUCCACUGCGUAAAACAUAUGCUGGAUAAGUUAGCGGUUCAUUCUGCAACAUAUCAGCAAAACUAGCCGCUUUUCCAACACAAUCUCACAGCAAUUCGUAACUUUUUGAUUUAGUGGCUAAUUCGUAUGAAUUCGUACGAUCUAAUUCGUACAAUUUAGUACGAUUUGCUCAUCACCCAAUGAUGGUUGGGGUUAGGGGUGGGGUUAGGUGCCACGCCUCCUUUUUAAAAUCGUACCAUUUCGUACGACUGAACUCGUACGAAUUCGUACGAAUUAGCCACUAAACUGGCAAAACGUAAAAUACUUACGUUUUCUCGUGAGAUCAGGCUGGCUUUUCAUAUCACCUGACCACUAGGUGGCACUGUGACGAAACUGUUCAAACUAUUUAAAAUAUAAAAAACUAAACCGUGUGAUUUUUUUAUAUUUGGUGUCAAUUUAAAUCGAGAAACGCAUGAAGUGACCAGGUGUAAACUGGACCAAUGAGCCUGCACUUUUAGUGAUGCAAAUUUAAGUUUUACGAGUUUCAGAGUCUCAGACGGGGACUUGUCGGACUUAUCAACUUCUCUCUCCCACUUCACUUCCAGAAUCUAUACUGUCUUGUCUGUCAAUAGAGCCAAAAAAAGAGAGAGGAAAAUAAACUUUCAUCUCAGAUCAACAGGUAAUGUGCGAGAAUAACACUGGAUUAAUAAUCAGUAGCAUUAGCAUGUGUUGGACAGUAGUGGGAUGAACAUUGCUCAGGAACUCUCGAUUACAGCUCUGCUUGUCGUUGACAAUUCAGAAAUCCAGCUUUAGAUCAAAUAAAUGGGCCAAAACGGCUCAUUUUGGUGUCUGUAUUAAGUUAAAUUUACAGAAGUGAUUUUAUAUGCAUAUAAAGCUUAAAGUGCCUACUGUUUCAAAUGACUUUAGUAGAAAUCAAAUGUAAAAGUAUUGGGGGAACUGAUGUCCUCAUUCAGCGACGUGUGUUUAUAAAUGUAUAUUAAAAUGAAAUGUAUU
This is a messenger RNA of Danio rerio (zebrafish), 4814 nucleotides long. NCBI's taxonomy places the organism in Eukaryota, Metazoa, Chordata, Actinopteri, Cypriniformes, Danionidae. The record is from RefSeq and is a predicted model, not a curated record.